AUGGCCAACGACAAGAAAUACGACGAGUUCGAGACGGGGCUUUUAGAGAUAUAUGAGCACAUUAGAAGCAAAGCGCCUAGUGAGGGGAAUCCGGGCUGCUGGGAUCUCGACCACUACAAGGCCAACGUCCACCUCGAAUCCGCAACCAAGGGCCCCCCCGGCAGAGCCGUAUAUCGCCUCACCGUGACACCGGAAAUGCAAAAUACUCUGGGCAGUCUGCACGGCGGGUGCGCUGCUACCAUCAUUGAUAACCUGACGUCUACCAUUCUCAUGGCCGUGUCGCGGCCGGGCAUGUUCCAGUACGGUGGCGUCAGUCGGAACUUGAAUGUCACGUAUCUGCGACCACUGCCUUUGAAUACAGAGCUGCGGCUUAUUUGUGAGGUGGUGCAGAUGGGGCGGAGAUUGGCAUUGAUCAAGGCGGAAAUGCGACGGGUUGAUGAUGACUCGCUUUGCGUCGUGGGCGAUCAUCAGAAAGCGAAUAUGGACCCGGAGGCGAACCAGAAACUAUAA
Messenger RNA from Talaromyces rugulosus, 510 nucleotides. RefSeq lists its product as uncharacterized. The transcript has 2 exons. Lineage: Eukaryota; Fungi; Ascomycota; Eurotiomycetes; Eurotiales; Trichocomaceae. Gene Ontology annotation, molecular function: fatty acyl-CoA hydrolase activity. The record is from RefSeq and is a predicted model, not a curated record. The coding region runs from base 1 to 510 and encodes 169 amino acids.